Messenger RNA from Rhagoletis zephyria (snowberry fruit fly), 2775 nucleotides. It is a transcript of the gene stx, whose product is annotated as ubiquitin-like domain-containing protein stuxnet. The record is from RefSeq and is a predicted model, not a curated record. NCBI's taxonomy places the organism in Eukaryota, Metazoa, Arthropoda, Insecta, Diptera, Tephritidae. Gene Ontology annotation, cellular component: nucleus.
CUUCUCUUACAGGCUCAGCGUCCGGAAAAUACCGUGAUGCAGGCUCUGGAAUCACUCAAUGAUUCUCAAGUGAAUGACUUUCUGAGUGGCAAAACUCCUUUGAAUCUAAGCAUGCGACUCGGUGACCAUAUGAUGCUAAUCCAAUUGCAACUAAGCACAGUGAAUCCAGCAAAUGGUGGCAGUUCGGCAAGCGGCAAUCACAGCAGCGGUGGUGGUGCCGGUAACAGCUGCUCUGGUAGCAGCUCCUCAACAUUGCGUGCACGUUCCAGUCAACGUAACAAUCGCUCGGCCGUAACUACGGGCCACAGUCAUAACCAUAAUCACCACCAUCACCAUCAUCACCACCACCAUCAUCAGCCGACAACAGCUGCUGGUCACUCCUCAACAACAUCAACCAGUGCCGCUGCAGUAGUGAAUGGCUGUACAGGACAACAGCGCAGCAACAGCGGAAACGUUACCGCCAGCGCACGCAUACCAGUGGGCCCAACAUCGCAAUCGCUGAUGAGCAACACAGUCAACGCUACCACUAUGACCUCGCAUGCAGCUUCAAAAACGGCAACUAGCAGCAACGGCGCUUUUAAGAGUUCAGACCUGAGCGCAUUCUUGAGCAAGCGUGACUAUGAAAAUCUGCAGAAUAUUGUAAAGAGUAUUGCCAUGUCGCAGCCAGCGCGGUUAACUUCGCCUCCUACAGGUCACACGAUGGUUCAGCAGUUGCGCCAAUGCGCUCCUAACGUUGUGAGCAACAACAUUGUCACGUCCACCACGGCCAACACGGCUGCCACAGCUGGCCCGGCAGGCUUCCACAACUCGCGUGCUUCUACAGCGGCGCCAGAAGGUGCUAAUGCUGCUACUGCACUACUGGAACAGUCGCCCAUCAAAUCGCUUUCGAACCUCGUUUCCAGUCCCAUCAAAACGGCUGCCAUAAAGAGCAUUCCUAUCUCUAAAAGUAGUUGCGGUGGUGAAAAUUCUCACAGCAGCACCACCACCAACAGCGUUGCUGUCGAAGCUACAUGCCAGGACCCCAUUGCCGCUAAGCUCACCUCGUGUCUGUGUACACGCCUCAACGGCGGUGCAUCGGCCGACAAGGACACUUGCAUGGAUACCAGCUCGUCCUGUAGCGCAGAUGUUGGUAGUGUUACACCUACACAUACAGAGGCAAUGAUUGCAGAACAUGGUGGAGUCGUUGAGCCACAUCUAGUGACCAGUACAUUACAGAAGCUUAUUUCCGGUAGUGGCGGUAGCAGCACGCCUUUGUCAAACUCGUUGCACAAAACUGCUAACAAUCCAAUCACACGCUCGAAGCAUCGCAGUCAUCACCAUCACCACCACCAUCACCAUCAUCACCACUACCACCAGCAGCAGCUGCAAACUAAAACGCUUUCGCCUAUAUUGCGACCAAAGGCCAGCACUAGCGCCUUACCACGUCCUAUACCAUUAACCACGCAAGGCUUGGAUGACAGCGGAGUUGGCGCUGAUGCCGACACCAGCAUGACCAAUGCAUCCACUGGCAGCAUCAACACUAAUACAUCAUUGCCACUCGCUGCAACCGCAGCGCCAGCUACACCAGCAACACCGACGACCAACAGCGAAUUGGAUGAUUCCGGUGUUGCUGUCUCAGAUUCACGAAACCUAGCCGAGGCAUCGCGCAAUUUGACGCAGACGUUACGCAAACUCUCAAAAGAAGUGUUUACCAAUAAAAUUGAUUUAUCUGGCGGCGAGGAAACACCACGCAAAAGCAAUUCGGGCGCUGUUAUCGAAUCAAUGAAGAAUCACGGCAAAGGCAUCUACUCGGGUACCUUCUCAGGCACGCUCAACCCAGCGCUGCAAGAUCGUUAUGGGCGCCCCAAGCGCGACAUCUCCACCGUUAUACACAUACUGAAUGACUUGUUGAGCGCCACGCCGCAGUAUAGUCGCGGCGCGCGCAUUAGCUUCGAGGCGCCUUCCUCUUCUUCAGCGGCAGGUGGUAGUUCCAGCGCCAACGGCACGGUAGUGCAUGGUAUACGUAGCAAGCAGCUCUCCAUGAAGCACGGCCAUCACCAGCAUUCGCAGUCUUGUGUAAAAUACCUGAAAUCACAACAGCAGCACGGCAGCAGCAACGCUUGCGUUUAUGGCGAAUGCAACGGCCACUAUGCCAGCAGCACGAAAACCUCAUCCACUCGUAAAGAUGCUGCAGGCGCCACCACCAACACCUCCAGCGCCACUUCUCCGGCCGAUGAACGCACUAUAUGCAGCUGUCGGUAUCGCAGCAAUAGUGAGACCGGCGAACGCGAACGUGAACAAAUGUGCCAAAAAUGUGUAACCGACAUGGAGAAUUCGAAAAUGAAAUCGAAGAUCGACCAGCUGCGGCAAGUGAUGCUACAGAGCAAGCAACGUCGUGAGGCGCGCAAAUUGAAGGGCGCACCAUAUGGCGCGCGGGCGGCCACCGCCAGUUCUCCCACCAAAGCGGCAACAGCGGCAGCGGCAACCACCGCUAUCGCUGUAUGUGCAAACAGCAUCUCGAAUAGCAAUGGAGCGGCGACUGCAAUGCCUUCAAAUAAACCUUCCACAUUGAGUACAACAAGCACACAGCAGUUGGCAGCGGCCAACAACAGUAAUAACACAACCACGCCCAGCGAAGUGUCGCCCAAUCAUAUUGUGGAGGAAGUGGAUACAGCAGCUUAAAUAAGUGGAAGGUGCAUAUCACGGCUAUGGACUAAAGGAGCAGCAGUGAUCUGCGUGCUACGUCAGCAUGCGGCGCAGAAAUGGAAAAUCAUACCACACACAAUCACGAACACA